GAGAAGCAGCGCGCCUGCCUGCUGCCCCCCGACGACGGCCCCUGCCGCGCCCUGGUGCCGCGCUGGUACUACAACAGGUACACGCAGAGCUGCCAGGAGUUCACCUACGGGGGCUGCCACGGUAACGCCAACAACUUCCUCACUCUCGAUGACUGCGAGAAGAGCUGCUGGACCAUCAAGAAAGUGCCUAAAUUAUGCCGUCUGGAGGCUGAUGGAGGACCUUGCAGGAGUCAUCUCAAAAGAUAUGCCUUUAACUUGAGCGCAAUGAGGUGCGAGGAGUUUAUCUACGGUGGCUGUUAUGGAAAUGGCAACAACUUCAGAGAUCUGCAGUCUUGUGUGGACCACUGUCUGCCAGAGAGAACUGGUCCCUUGCUAUGCUAUAGCCCGAAGGAUGAAGGACUCUGUUCUUCUUCUGUGCCUCGUUAUUACUAUGACACCAAGACUAAAACAUGUAAGGAGUUCAAAUAUACCGGCUGUGGUGGAAAUGCCAAUAACUUUGUUACUGAAAUGGAUUGCUACAGAGUUUGUGGAAAAGGGGCUCAGAAACCAAGAAUCAACAAGCCAACGAAUGUGUACCGCAGAAAAAUGAUGAGAAAACUGGUUAAAAAACCUCAGACAUAUAACCUGAAGUCUUAA
Messenger RNA from Mesitornis unicolor (brown roatelo), 636 nucleotides. RefSeq names its product tissue factor pathway inhibitor 2 (gene TFPI2). Gene Ontology annotation, cellular component: extracellular region. Lineage: Eukaryota; Metazoa; Chordata; Aves; Mesitornithiformes; Mesitornithidae. The annotation marks the transcript as partial. The transcript is spliced from 4 exons. Gene Ontology annotation, molecular function: serine-type endopeptidase inhibitor activity. Gene Ontology annotation, biological process: negative regulation of peptidase activity. The record is from RefSeq and is a predicted model, not a curated record.